UUGUUCUUUUCCCCAAGAUAAAAAGAAGUUGCCAGCAUGGUUGAAAACUCGCCAGCACCAUUGCCUGAAAGAGCUAUAUAUGGCUUUGUUCUUUACUUAGGCUCCCAGUUUGUCUUUAUUCUAUACCUUGUUUGGGCCUACAUACCUGAAUCCUGGCUAUUCUCAUUGGGAUUAACGUACUGGCCUCAAAAGUUCUGGGCUGUUGCUUUGCCUGCAUACCUUUCAGUUAGUGUGGGAAUAGGCUAUGUACUUCUCUUUGGAAUUAAUAUGAUGAGUACUGCUCCAUUGAACUCCACACAUACAAUUACAGACCACUAUGCAAGAAAUCAGAAACCGAAGAAACCACAAAAAGAAGCUAUUCCUGCAUUAAGGGAUAUUCCCAUUAGUGAAGUAAACAGAAUGUUUUUCCUGACUGGCAGAGCAGUUUGCAAUCGGAACUGAUGUAAGGGAAUA
Euleptes europaea (tarantolino) is the source of this 453-nucleotide messenger RNA. RefSeq names its product phosphatidylinositol glycan anchor biosynthesis class P (gene PIGP). The coding region runs from base 37 to 441 and encodes 134 amino acids. Gene Ontology annotation, biological process: GPI anchor biosynthetic process. Lineage: Eukaryota; Metazoa; Chordata; Lepidosauria; Squamata; Sphaerodactylidae. Gene Ontology annotation, molecular function: phosphatidylinositol N-acetylglucosaminyltransferase activity. The transcript has 4 exons. The record is from RefSeq and is a predicted model, not a curated record.